Fibroporia radiculosa is the source of this 603-nucleotide messenger RNA. RefSeq lists its product as uncharacterized. Gene Ontology annotation, molecular function: structural constituent of ribosome; mRNA binding. The transcript is spliced from 4 exons. Gene Ontology annotation, cellular component: ribosome; cytosolic large ribosomal subunit. The record is from RefSeq and is a predicted model, not a curated record. The coding region runs from base 1 to 603 and encodes 200 amino acids. Lineage: Eukaryota; Fungi; Basidiomycota; Agaricomycetes; Polyporales; Fibroporiaceae. Gene Ontology annotation, biological process: negative regulation of translation; translation.
AUGGCCACAUUCUCCUCGACACCCAUCGUCAUUGAUGGCAAGGGCCAUCUUCUCGGACGUUUGGCUUCAAUAAUCUCGAAGCAAAUCCUCAACGGCCAGAAGAUUGUCGUUGUCCGGUGUGAGGAGAUAAACAUUUCGGGCAGCUUCUUCCGCAACAAGCUGCGGUACCACAACUUCCUCCACAAACGCCACAUUGUCAACCCCAAGAAGUCUGGUCCUUUCCAUCAUCGUGCGCCCUCAAAGAUUCUCUACCGGGCCAUUCGCGGCAUGGUCCCGCACAAGACUGCUCGUGGAGCGGCAGCUCUUGAGCGUCUCAAAUUAUUCGAGGGCGUACCUCCCCCUUAUGACCGUAAGAAGCGGAUGGUUGUCCCGGAGGCCUUGAGGGUCUUGCGGUUGAAGCCUGGCCGCAAGUAUUGUACUGUCAAGCGCUUGUCUCAUGAGGUUGGUUGGGGUUACAAGGAUGUGGUUGAUCGUCUUGAGGAGAAGAGAAAGAUCAAGGCUCAGGCCUUCCAUGAGCGCAAGCUCGCAGCUAUUAAGCUGCGUCAAAAAGCUUUGGCGGACACAGCGUCAUCCUUCGAGAAGCUCACGCAGCUUGGCUACUAG